AUGAGUCUGUGGACUAACGACUCCUCCGCGGAGCUCCCCCCCGGGACGCUGCCCCCUCUGCCGGACUCCAACCUCACCUCGAACCGCAGCGACGGCUCCGAGCCCCGCGCCGCCCCGCUGGACCUGGGCCGGGCGGUGCCGGUGGGCAUGGUGCUGGCCUCCUUCAUCCUGUUCGCCAUCGUCGGGAACGUGCUCGUGAUCCUGUCGGUGGUUUGUAACCGACACCUGCGGAUCCCCACAAACUACUUCAUCAUCAACCUGGCCAUCGCGGACCUGCUGCUGGGGACCACCGUGCUGCCGGUGUCCGCCACCCUGGAGGUUUUAGAUUCCUGGGUGUUUGGUCGGAUCUUCUGUGACAUCUGGGCGGCGGUGGACGUCCUGUGCUGCACGGCGUCCAUCAUGUCCCUGUGCGCCAUCUCCAUCGAUCGUUACAUCGGUGUUCGAUACCCGCUGCAGUACCCAAUGAUCGUCACAGAGAGGCGGGCGCUGCUCGCCAUGCUGGGCGUGUGGAUCCUCUCCAUCGUCAUCUCCAUCGGGCCGUUGCUGGGCUGGAAGCAGCCGCCGUCACAGGACGACUCGAAGUGUCAGAUCACCGAGGAGCCGUUCUACGCCCUCUUCUCCUCGCUCGGCUCCUUCUACAUCCCCCUGGCUGUCAUCCUCGCCAUGUACUGCCGCGUCUACAUCGUGGCCAAGCGCACCACCAAGAACCUGGAGGCCGGCGUGAUGAAGGAGCGUCAGGAGGACUCCAACGAGCUCACGCUGAGGAUCCACUGCAGGAACCAGCAGAACCACGAGCUCUGUCCCGGGGCCUCGGCCGGACGCAGCACGCUGUCCGUCAAACUGCUCAAGUUCUCCAGAGAGAAGAAAGCAGCCAAGACGCUGGGCGUGGUGGUCGGCAUGUUCAUCCUCUGCUGGCUGCCCUUCUUCCUCGUCCUGCCCCUCGGCUCGUUCAACAGCAGCCUGCGUCCUUCUGAAACCUUCUUUAAAGUUAUUUUCUGGUUGGGAUACUUCAACAGCUGUUUGAACCCGAUCAUCUACCCCUGCUACAGCCGUGAGUUCAAACAGGCCUUCAUCCGGAUCCUUCGCUGCCGCUGGAAGAGGAAGCGUCAGGGCUGGCAGGCGUACUACAACUACCGCAGCAACCAGGGCUCCAACACCUCGUCCUUCCUGAACGGCAGCCAGCAGACGCUGUCCUCCGUCAGCCCCAGUCCUCGCUGCGUCGCCUCCAGGCUCCGCCCACCGCGCUGGCCCUCCUCCCCCGGCCGGGACCGCCUCCCCGGGUCGGCGGGGGGAGGACGGGCCGGCCCUGUGUCCCCGCUUGCUAAGGAUGCUGGGAGGGCAGGGCAGAGGAUCAAACUGUGACCGAGCAGGAAGGUGGAGACUGACCCACCUGCUCCCUCAGGAUCAAGUCACUGCUGACGUCAUCAGGUGCGAGGACUGUUCCCGCCUCUGGAUGACACGCCUGACAGAGGGGGCGGAGCUUCUCUCCCUGUCACCACUUCCUGCAGGUUUCUGAUGAGUUCAGUGAUCCGUCCUCUGCUCCUCAUGAAGCUUCCAACCUGCACUGAGCUGCCAACAGUAGAAUAACACUACAAUACAAAGAAAUGUUAUCAAAACAACUUUGAUGAGAAUUUAACAAUAAAUCAUCAGCAUGUUCAAAUUGAAAUCUGAGAGACGAUAUUCAAAAAAAAAUUACAUUAGAAAAACUAGCUGAGUGAAUAUAGUACAACAAUAAACCUCAUCAAAUUCAAGAUAAAUGAUCUUAAAAUGACUGUGAACAUAUUGGAUUAAUUUACUUCUUGCUUUAUUUUCUGUCUUAAUUAUUAAACCCAUCCUAAAAUGUGUUGCCAAAAUUCAAAAGAAUUAAAACGAUUAUUGAAAAACUUUCAACAGGUCUUCUUUCCUCUGGCUAUUGUUUUUGUAUUUGUUCAAAGUGUUUAAAUGCUUAUUUAAAUGUUUAGUGAUCAUUAUUA
Molecule: messenger RNA, 1973 nt
Organism: Platichthys flesus (European flounder)
Lineage: Eukaryota; Metazoa; Chordata; Actinopteri; Pleuronectiformes; Pleuronectidae
Product: alpha-1A adrenergic receptor-like
Exons: 5
Coding region: 1-1362 (453 amino acids)
Biological process (GO): cell-cell signaling; positive regulation of cytosolic calcium ion concentration; phospholipase C-activating G protein-coupled receptor signaling pathway
Cellular component (GO): membrane
Molecular function (GO): alpha1-adrenergic receptor activity
Source: RefSeq, a predicted model, not a curated record